Molecule: messenger RNA, 1299 nt
Organism: Eucalyptus grandis
Lineage: Eukaryota; Viridiplantae; Streptophyta; Magnoliopsida; Myrtales; Myrtaceae
Product: rust resistance kinase Lr10-like
Exons: 4
Coding region: 1-1299 (432 amino acids)
Biological process (GO): protein phosphorylation
Molecular function (GO): protein kinase activity; ATP binding; polysaccharide binding
Source: RefSeq, a predicted model, not a curated record
AUGACUAGCACUACAAAGCUGAGUAAUCCAUUAUAUGUUGCUUCAUCUUGUGGUGAUAUUCAUAAUAUAAGCAAUCCAUUCCGACUGAAGAGUGAUCCGGAAGGAUGUGAUUUAUCAAAAUACGAGUUGGCUUGUGAAGAUAAUCGCAUUGUUCUAUACUCGAAUGGUGGUAGAUACUAUGUGUUGUCUAUCAAUUAUUACAGUAGUGAAAUCAGAUUGGUAGACGAUGGGAUUCAAAAGGGCAAUUGCUCGUCUCUCCCCCAUCUUCAUAUAUCACGUGACAAUCGGAUCUCCGGCCCAGAGUUGUACAUCGCAUCCAAUAGGGUGAUGGUCAUUAUGAACUGCUCAAAGCCGGUUAGUUCUUCAUUCUACAUUGCUAUUAAUCCAUCAUGCAUUGUGGGGUCGUAUUCUUCCAACACAUCAUCAAGUUGGAAGUUGUAUGCUUUGGCCAAUCCAAAAGCAUCAGAUGUUAGGGACUUUUGCACCAUUCGCAGCUGGACCCGGGUCAGGUAUUCUUACUCGAAUAUUAAGAAGAUCACUGCAAAUUUUAAGCACAAACUGGGAGAAGGGGGAUAUGGUUCCGUGUACAAAGGAACACUCCGAAGUGGCAAUGAUGUGGCCAUCAAGAUUUUGAAGCAAUCCAAGGCCCAUGGUCAAGAUUUUAUCAAUGAGGUGGCUACUAUUGGAAGAAUUUACCAUGUUAAUGUAGUUCAACUCAUUGGUUUUUGCUUUGAAGGCUCGAAACAAGCUCUCGUGUAUGAUCUCAUGUCAAAUGGAUCUUUGGAUAAGCAAAUUUUCAACGAGGAAGGUGAUAAAUUUCUUGAUUACAAGAAAAUUUAUGAGAUUGCCCUUGGGGUGGCGGGAGGGAUUGAAUACUUACAUCGGGGGUGUGACAUGCAAAUACUACACUUUGAUAUCAAGCCUCACAAUAUUCUUUUAGACAAGAAUUUUAUUCCGAAAGUUUCUAACUUUGGACUUGCAAAACUUAAUCCUGCUAAUCAUAGCAUGGUCUCAUUGACAAAUGCAAGAGGAACCUUAGGAUAUAUGGCACCUGAGUUGUUCUAUAGAAACAUUGGUGGUGUAUCUUAUAAAGCAGACGUCUAUAGCUUCGGGAUGUUGCUCAUGGAAGUGGCAGGAGAUAUUGAUGAACUCCAAAUGCCUCCAAAACCACUUAUUUAUCCACCUGAUGUGCCAAUUAACAAUGAUGAAGCUGAGAUGGAGCUGGAAACAUUCUCAACUUCAUCAAGUACUCCAAUAAUUUAUACUAGUUUUCCUUUGGGAUAUACCAAUGAUGUUUAG